ACAUACAUACAUAUAUAGAGAAUCCCACAAACGGGCGCACGCACUUGCCAAUAGCGAAUAUCCAACCUCUUCUUUCUUGGGGUUGAGAUUAUGCUCUUCUUCCAGGCCUUUCUUCUCCACUUUCACAACAAUCCUACCCACACAACACUUCCUCCAUACCCAUAACCCCUUUUGCUCCCGCUAACUGGGGGGUCACAAAGAUUGGCUCUCAAUUCCCAGCUCCCGCGAUAUUCUUAUUCUUGGAUCUGAUUCUCUUUUAACUGUUUCCGACGGGGCUGCGCCGGCCGUCGAGCAAUUGGGCUUCUUCUCAGAUGGGCCCUAAGCCCGCCACAGAGGGCUGCUGCAACCCCGUGAAGAAACCCGGUCCCGUAUCAAUGGAUCACGUCCUUCUAGCCUUGAGAGAAGCCAAAGAAGAAAGGGACCUCAGAAUUCGUAGCCUGUUCAAUUUCUUCGACGUUGCUAAUGCCGGGUUUUUGGACUAUGCCCAGAUCGAGACUGGCCUCUCCGCUCUCCAAAUUCCACCGGAGUACAAGUACGCCAAGGAUCUUUUGAAGGUUUGCGAUGCCAAUAGGGAUGGACGGGUCGAUUACCACGAGUUCCGUCGGUAUAUGGAUGCCAAGGAGCUCGAGCUUUAUCGAAUUUUUCAGGCCAUUGAUGUCGAACACAACGGCUGCAUUUUGCCUGAAGAGCUCUGGGACGCGCUUGUCAAGGCUGGGAUUGAAAUUGAUGAUGAGGAGCUUGCACGUUUUGUGGAGCAUGUUGAUAAGGAUAAUAAUGGAAUUAUCACAUUUGAGGAAUGGAGAGAUUUUCUUCUACUCUAUCCACACGAAGCAACUAUUGAAAACAUUUAUCAUCACUGGGAAAGGGUAUGCCUUGUAGACAUUGGGGAACAUGCUGUUAUUCCUCACGGCAUAGCUAAGCAUGUUCAUAGAAGCAAAUAUUUUAUUGCAGGGGGGAUUGCUGGAGCUGCCUCCAGAACUGCAACAGCUCCAUUGGAUCGCCUGAAGGUGAUUUUGCAAGUUCAGACAACACAUGCCCAUAUUGGGCCAGCUUUAAAGAAGAUUUGGAAGGAAGGUGGUAUCCUUGGUUUUUUUAGGGGUAAUGGGAUAAAUGUUGUGAAGGUAGCACCUGAGAGUGCCAUAAAGUUUUAUGCUUAUGAAAUGUUGAAGAAUGUAAUUGGUGAUAUUAAGGGUGAAGACAAGGGGGAUAUUGGUACUAGUGGAAGACUUCUUGCUGGUGGUAUGGCAGGUGCAGUGGCUCAAACUGUGAUCUACCCGCUGGAUCUUGUGAAAACGAGGUUACAAACAUAUUCUUGUGAAAGUGGAAAGGUUCCUAAAGUGGGAACUCUUACAAAAGAUAUCUGGCUUAAAGAGGGAUCAAGGGCCUUUUAUAAGGGUCUUCUACCAUCCCUUCUUGGGAUUAUCCCCUAUGCUGGCAUUGAUCUUGCUGCCUAUGAGACUUUGAAAGAUAUGUCAAAGACGUACAUUCUUCAUCAUGACAGUGAACCUGGUCCUCUUAUCCAACUUGGUUGUGGGACAAUAUCUGGUGCCCUUGGAGCAACUUGUGUUUAUCCAUUGCAGGUUAUUAGAACCAGAAUGCAAGCACAACAAGCUAAUACUACCGAUGCUUAUAAGGGUAUGGCUGAUGUAUUUAGGAGAACUUUUCAGCAUGAAGGUUUAAGAGGUUUUUAUAAAGGACUCUUUCCCAAUCUUCUCAAAGUUGUGCCAGCUGCAAGCAUUACAUAUAUGGUUUAUGAAAGCAUGAAGAAGAGUCUAGAUCUUGAUUAGAGAGAAGGUUAUUCAAUUUUGAUGGUGGCAAAGAUGAUCUUGCUGCUGAAAUGCUAAUGCUAUUGAUGAUGACGAUACCAGGUGAAUAAAAUAAGUAAUCAUAUGAUAAUUGCUGUUUAUGAUAGACAAUUAUAACCCCCAGGGGUACAAGGCACAUGAUUUUGUAGUCAGCAUUUUUCUAUAUGCUUAUCUGACAUAAAUAUUGACAAACAACAGUUUCGGCAUAUUUUGAAGGAAAAAAAAAAGGAGGGAGAGAGAAGUAAAAAAGGGAAGGCAAUAGGUUUAGUUAUAUAUAUUUUCUUAUACAUUUGAUACGAUGUCUUGAAUAAUUCAGAUUUUUCUCAAUUUGCAAAUACAUUUGCUAGUUGCUCUGCUGUCAUUGGAUCCUAGAGUACAAGCUUCAGAGCCAUUGUUUGGAAGAUAGACUGUAUUCUUUUUGUAUUGUACACAAUGAAAAAUAAGAUAGACUAUCUUCUCUUUACAUUACAUGCACCCAAUCAUUGUUGGCUCUGCUGUCAAUGGAUCCUAUAAGUGUACAGUUUUCAGAGCAUUUGUUUGGAAGAUAGACUAUCUUCUAUUUUCAGGCAGUGUGAAAAAUAUAUACACAUGCACUACAAAAGAAAAAAUUGCCUCCACAUGAUCCAUCAUUAUGAAAUUUUGUUCUCUUAAAUUCAUUCUUUGCGUAAUGUUGUGAUAAAUUCGGUAUGCCAGAGUUCAUUCUUAGGACUUAAUUGCGAAUGGUGAGGACUAAAGCCCUCUUUCUGUACUUGCUUUUGUGAUUUUAGUCCAUGGGCUCAUUUGUUAGUUCUAGAAGUAUAUUAGUCACUCACCAUUAUUACAACUUCACCAGCUUCAAACGAAUACAUACAUAUUUUGUGGACCCUUGUUAAUAGAUAUUUACUCGACAAGAGCUUUUGUAUGUGGCGGUCCUAUUAGCAAUGGUUUGCUCAAAUAAAUUGUAUUGCGUACUUAGUAUCAGAUGACUAGUGUAUCGUAAAACAUUUUGAUUAGCUAACUGGACAGCAUUGCUUAUAAUGAUAGUAGAUUUCUUUCUUUGAGCAAAGACAUCUUAGAUGGUAUUGGUGUGCACUUUUUUUAUUGCAUUGUAUGUGAAUAUGUUGUGUUUUCUCUUUCCAAUUUAUAUAUGUAUGAUAUUCUUUUUUUUUUUUGAGUUAAAUUUAACUUAGUAUCUUGAUCACACUAACAUUUGAAUAAUUCGUUAUAGAAUUCAUGUUUCAUGAGAUACAUGAUCUAUAGAACAUAUAUAUAUAUUUUCCUUUCUCAAUUAGAAUGAAAAGUAUAUUAUAAGUGAUAGGAGUGUAGAUUUGUUUGGUCUGAUGUGUUUUAACUGUAGUAUAAUUGUUUAUUUCGCUUUGAAGAUUUGAGUUUGUUUCUAGAUUUUCUUUAUAAAUCUUGUUUUCAAAUGAAAGAAAAAUUUUAAUAUCUACUAAACUAGCAUUUGAUCAAUAAAAUUUUAAAACACGCACACAUAGACUCAGCGGUGGCUACAAUCUACUCUGGCAGAGCUCAGAGAUAUCCACUGAGUAUCUAGAGAUUCAAUACAGCUUAUUGAUUUCUAAUAGUAGUUUUGUAUUUGGCACUUAAUCAGCAAGCCAAUAAAACAAUCCCACUCCCAAGCCUUCUCUAAGAAAAAAAGAACAGUAAAUUUAGUUUUGUAUAGUCCAACUUCCCUUUUCCCUUAGUCGCUUUGAGAUCUGCCAUUGACCGAGCUUUAGGUGUCGCACUGACUAGCACAAGUUGUCUGCAUAGUUAGUUAGGAAGGACAUACUUAUAAUUGCUUUAACUUGGGGAGUGGGUGUUAUUUAGAAUCCAAUCAGAGUGAGAUUCCUCUGCUGCUGUUGGAGUUUGAAAAGAGGUAGGGAGAGAAACUCCACUGACCCUUACAAAAAGCCUAAGCAGUGUAAAAUGGUUAGGCAGUGGCAUUGCUUAGAGCCUUGAAGCUAGUACUACAUACUGGAACAGGAGUAAGAGUUUGAUUUGAAGAAGAAAAAGAAAAGGUGAAAAAGAAAAAAAGACAACAAACUGGAAGAAAGGCUUUGCCUUCCCUUUGCCUUUUAUGACUUGCCUUUGUCUAUCACUUCCUCUAGAGGAAGAUGAAGAAGGUGUUGUUCUCUGUGCUUGAAGGAGCACAUGUGGAGAUUAUCUUCUUCUUCUUUUUCCUGCACAUCAUGUCUGUGAGAUGGUUGAUGAUAGGUUAUCACAAAAUAAAGGUUUUGAGUUUUGAAUAUUAAACCUAAGAUUGGAAAGAGUAGUGAU
Cannabis sativa is the source of this 4064-nucleotide messenger RNA. RefSeq names its product calcium-dependent mitochondrial ATP-magnesium/phosphate carrier protein 2. Bases 312 to 1787 code for a protein of 491 amino acids. NCBI's taxonomy places the organism in Eukaryota, Viridiplantae, Streptophyta, Magnoliopsida, Rosales, Cannabaceae. Gene Ontology annotation, biological process: transmembrane transport. The transcript has 4 exons. Gene Ontology annotation, molecular function: calcium ion binding; ATP transmembrane transporter activity. The record is from RefSeq and is a predicted model, not a curated record.